AUGGCGACAGAACGAGUUCAAGCGUCCGUCCUCCAUGGCGAAAAGGACCUUCGCCUUCAAGACCGCGAGCUACCAGCCCCCGAGGCCUCCGAAAUCCAAAUCGCCAUUCAGUCUACAGGUCUCUGUGGCUCCGACCUCCAUUACUUCAACCACUACCGCAACGGUGACAUCAUUGUUCGCGAGCCGCUCACUCUUGGACACGAGUCCAGCGGUACAGUAGUCUCCGUCGGAUCUUCUGUAACGACAUUUGCCCCUGGUGACCGCGUCGCCCUAGAAGUCGGCGUCUCUUGCGACGACUGUGAAUACUGUGACAGCGGCUCCUACAACAUCUGCCGCGGUAUGCGCUUCCGUAGCUCUGCCAAGUCGUUUCCUCAUUUCCAGGGCACACUACAGGAAAGGAUUAACCAUCCUGCGAAAUGGUGCCACAAAUUGCCCAGCAACAUGUCCCUAGACCUUGGUGCUCUCAUUGAGCCCUUGUCGGUAGCCAUGCACGCCCAAGACCGAGCUCGACUGCCUGAGGGCGCUACAAUCCUAGUGUUUGGUGCCGGUGCCGUCGGUAUUCUGGCUGCUGCAGUGAGCAGAGCGGCCGGUGCCAAGGCCAUCAUCAUUGCCGACAUCCAACAAGAUCGAAUCGACUUUGCUAUUAAGAAUGGAUUUGCCGACGCUGGUGUGCUUGUGCCAAUGGCCCGACCCCAGACGACAGAAGACAAGCUCAAAUACGCGCAGGAGGUUGCUGCCAUGGUCAAGGAGACCAAGGUCAACAGCGAGCCUGUCGGUGAGGUCUCUGCUACGUAUGAGUGCACUGGCGUUGAAACAUGUACGCAGUGCUCCAUCUACUGCACCAAGCCCGGCGGCAAGGUCAUGAUUAUCGGCAUGGGUACGCCAAUCCUCACGCUUCCCAUGUCCGCAGCUGCGCUCCGUGAAGUUGACUUGGUUGGUGUUUUCCGCUACGCAAACACCUAUCCUCGAGCCAUUGAGAUGCUGUCGAAUCCCCCCAGGGGAAUGCCUGAUCUGAGCACCCUCGUCACACAUCGCAUCAAGGGCAUGGAGAAUAUUCCCCAGGCCUUUGCGACUGCCGGCAAGGUAAAGGAUGACGACGGUAAACUUGUCUUGAAGGUUAUGAUUGAUAUGAGCGCUUAA
Messenger RNA from [Torrubiella] hemipterigena, 1140 nucleotides. Lineage: Eukaryota; Fungi; Ascomycota; Sordariomycetes; Hypocreales; Clavicipitaceae. The record is from the annotation of a GenBank genome assembly.